Oryzias latipes (Japanese medaka) is the source of this 5648-nucleotide messenger RNA. It is a transcript of the gene tbx3a, whose product is annotated as T-box transcription factor 3a. Lineage: Eukaryota; Metazoa; Chordata; Actinopteri; Beloniformes; Adrianichthyidae. Gene Ontology annotation, cellular component: nucleus; chromatin. Gene Ontology annotation, molecular function: RNA polymerase II cis-regulatory region sequence-specific DNA binding; DNA-binding transcription factor activity, RNA polymerase II-specific. Gene Ontology annotation, biological process: cell fate specification; positive regulation of DNA-templated transcription; regulation of transcription by RNA polymerase II. The record is from RefSeq and is a predicted model, not a curated record.
AUUAAAUAUUUGUUAAAUACCUUAUUUAUUACCAAAAAUGAUACAUUCUUAAACAACUUCUAAACACAUAGUUGUGACAGCAAAUUUGAGACUUUAGUAAAAAAAGACAAAGAAACAGUAAAGAGAAACAUUGAAAAGUCUGUAUGAAUUAUGCAUGCACAAAUCGAUAACUUAUAACUGUUGGUGCUGCAUUAACUAGUAAAUUCUCCAGCUUUCAUUUCAAAAUACACAACCAAGAAUUAAUAGAUUUGUAAUCUUUAAAAGUCUGCAAACACUCAGAGAAUCCACAGCCAGUGUGAAGCAGAGCGCAACAUCUCCCCCGCUGGAGAGAGCCGGUUGCCCGGCUUAGCUGUGCUGUUCGUCAGCGCCGCAUCUGCCCGCUGUUGACAGAUUCACACGAUACUGACCGAGGAUGGGUGGCGUUUGACGGGAGUAAAAAAAAAACUCUUCCGAGUGUCCAAACACCUUUUUAUAAGUCUGAAGUCUGUCCCCUCCGCCCGACCUGUCAAAACCACGCCCACAGAGCCACACAAUUGGUCCGAAAGCGUGAAAGAGCCAAUCAAACGGUGCGCUGCUCCUCGUAACACGCAACACAUCCCAUACACUAUGAAGCCCUAUGGGCCACAGAGGCGCUAGGAAAAUCACGGAGCUGGGACCUUACCACCUCUUUCUCUCUUCCUCUCUCCGGACUCCUUUCUCUGCACACGUAUUCCUCUGAAAAAGUGUGUGCGCGCGCGGCAGAAAGAGGAGGAAUUAAGUGAGUGUGUGCGCAUCAGAGUGCAUGUCCGGAGUGCGUAAAGGCAGGGGGGAUUAUUCGGCGCUAUCGAAAUAUUUCAUCACGUCGCACUCGCAGCAGGACCGAAGCCAAUAAGAAGGAACGCUUUUUAAAAGGAAUGCCGAUAUUUUGAACGGCGGCGGAGGAGGAAGAAUGCGCCGCGGACAAUUAAAGUGACUCACCCCGGUGCGUCCAGAUCAACUAAUGUCCGAAAGCCAACAGGGGUGUCAGAAGAGUGUCAGCCUCCGAAGUGAAUCGGUGCGCCUCUGAAGAUUAAUGGAGAUCCUUUUUUUGCUUCUCAAAGUUUUCAUCAUAAACCUCAACGCCGGACUGUACUGAUUUCAGAACUUGUGAAAAAUAUUGGAUGUUUGUUUCUGUUGCACCAAAAGAGGAAUUCUGGUUUAUUUUAAAACUUUUUUAAUGAUUUUUUUUAUUAUUUUUUUAAAUCUUAUUUUCACUCCAAGUUACUGCUCUUCUUGAAAGCUUGCGCUACUCCAAGAAACACUGCGAACGAUCGUCUCCAUUUGUUGCCUGCACUUGGAUGAACUUCCUGAUGAGAGAUCCAGUCAUACAAGGCUCGAGUAUGGCAUAUCAUCCGUUUAUACCUCACCGGGGUCCGGAAUUUGCCAUGAGUGCAAUGCUGGGUCACCAGCCUCCGUUCUUCCCGGCUCUGGCUCUGCCUCCCAAUGGCUCCCUGUCUCUGCCGGGCGCGCUGGGGAAGCCGAUCAUGGACCAGCUCAUGGGAGCCGCGGAGACCGGCCUUCACUUCUCCUCGCUGGGACACCAGGCUGCAGCCGCCCACCUAAGGCCAAUGAAGAGCCUGGAGCCCGAGGAAGAGGUGGAGGAUGACCCUAAAGUUCACUUGGAAGCCAAGGAGCUCUGGGAACUGUUCCAUAAGAAGGGUACCGAGAUGGUGAUCACAAAAUCCGGAAGGAGGAUGUUUCCUCCCUUCAAAGUGAGGUGCACUGGUCUGGACAAGAAGGCCAAGUAUAUACUUUUGAUGGAUAUAGUUGCAGCCGACGACUGCAGGUACAAGUUUCACAAUUCGAGGUGGAUGGUGGCAGGAAAGGCCGACCCCGAAAUGCCAAAGAGGAUGUACAUUCACCCGGACAGUCCAGCAACUGGGGAGCAGUGGAUGUCAAAAGUUGUUAAUUUUCACAAACUCAAGCUGACGAACAACAUCUCCGACAAGCAUGGAUUUGUAAGUUCAACUAAUACUAUUCUUAAUUCCAUGCACAAAUAUCAGCCUCGCUUUCACAUUGUGAGGGCAAACGAUAUUCUCAAACUCCCGUACAGCACCUUCAGAACAUACGUUUUCCCCGAAACGGAUUUCAUCGCCGUGACUGCCUAUCAAAAUGACAAGAUAACUCAACUGAAAAUCGAUCAUAAUCCGUUUGCUAAAGGAUUCCGUGACACCGGGAAUGGGAGGCGAGAGAAGAGGAAACAGCUGGCCCUUCAAUCCAUGCGUUCCUACGAGGAGCAGCAAAAAAAGGAAAACGGCGCUUCAGACGACUCUUCCGGCGAGCAGGCCCCCUUUAAGUGCUUCGGCCAGGCCUCCUCCCCUGCUGUUUCCACUGUGCCCCCCCCACACCUAAAAGAUUUCUGCGACAGUGACGAAGACAGCGACGACGAGAGCAAAGAUGGACACAAUAAAGACGGACCGGACUCCAGCAAGAUCUCCACAACUACCGAAGACGGGAAGGACCACGAGGCCAGCCCGAUGAAGCAGGGGGGGAAUGCCCUCACAACCGACUCUGCCGGCAGGAUUCGUGAACGCGGCCCUAGAACUGAGAAAACCCCGGCAGACUCACGGCAGAGCCCCAUCACGGUCAUCUCCAGCACCACGCGCUCUGGGGAAGACCUGAAGAGCCCCAACCUGGACCAGUCCAAACCUGACGAGUGCAGGUCAAUAAACAAAGAGAGCUUCAUGCCUUUGACUGUGCAGACGGACAGCGCGCACUUGGGCCACAACCACUUGCAUAAUUUCGGAUUUCCACCAGGUUUAACAGGACAGCAGUUUUUCAAUCACCUUGGCAGCGCGCACCCGUUUCUGUUGCACCCCAGUCAGUUCAACAUGGGGGGUGCGUUCUCAAACAUGGCCGCGGGGAUGGGACCUCUACUGGCAGCAGUUUCCUCGGGAGGAGUGAGCACCAUGGACACAACGAGCAUGGCAUCGCCCUCCCAAAGCCUGGCGGGGACGCCGGGCCUGCCCUUUCACCUGCAGCAACAUGUCUUGGCAUCACAGGGCAUUGCCAUGUCUCCAUUCGGGAGUUUGUUCCCGUAUCCGUACACCUACAUGGCAGCGGCCGCCGCUGCUUCCUCCGCUGCCUCCUCCUCGGUUCAUCGGCACCCCUUUCUGAACGCGGUGCGGCCGCGCCUCAGGUACAGCCCCUACCCCCUCCCCAUGACGGUACCGGACAGCACGCUGCUCACAACGGCCAUGCCAUCGAUGGGCGGCGGCGGCGGCGUUGGCACCGAGCUUAAACCGGAUGGCCUCGUCCCUGCCAGCCCCGUGUCUGCCGUCACGCUGGAUUCCACGUCAGAAGUGACCAGCCACUCAUCCACGGUGUCAUCUGGAUCCGUGUCCAUGUCUCCAAAAGCGUGCGCGGAGAAGGAGGCCGCGAACGAGCUGCAGAGCAUCCAGCGCCUGGUCAGCGGACUGGACUCCAGCCAGGACAGGGCGCGGAGCGGGUCGCCUUAAGGAACAGCAUGAAAACGACCAGAAAGACUUUCAACUUCAUUUAGGAGGACAACUUCACAGAUUUAUUAAGGUUGAGGAAUAAAAUAUUAAAUGAAUAACUCCAAACGUCAACUUUUGGAUUUUUUUAGUUUCUGAGAUGCACUUUGUUUAAUACAAAUGUAUAUUUCUUUCUUUUUCUUUUCAUUGUUUCUCUUAAAUGAAACCCUUCCCCUCUGUCAUCUGAAUACCAUACAAGUAUUGAAAGGAGGCGCUGGUGUGUCUGUGACUUUGGAAAGUUUGGAAAAGUUGCUGCUCUGUCCUUGGAUUUUCUUUAAGGAAAAAAAAAGUAUUUGGAACAUGCACUCUGAAUCGAAUCUUUGACCUACAAAAAAAUAGACUGCUGUAUUGUGUUGGAGCUUUAUGAACUGAUUGAUCGAUCGGUUGUUGCAUGUCCUCUGAAUCCAGGAGGUUCUUUUAAGAAGGAAACAUUUAGAAAAAAAAGGUUCCAAAUUUAAAAGUCAUUUCCCAAUUUCUUUUUUAAAUUCAUUCAACUUCUUUAUGGAAAUAAAAAAAAGGUCUUAAGGAAUGACUGCUGGGCCAAAUGUGCCCAAUCAUGUGGAUUUGAACCGGCAAAGGGAAGCAGACAUCUAUUUAAAAGAAAAAAAACGAAAAAUAAAAGUUACUAUUGAUAAUUUGAUUUGUGUAAAUAGGGAUAUAUCAAAUAUUUAUGUAAUUAUUUCAUAUUGGUAUUGCCUGUACAUACUAUGGAGUAGUUUGUUUUUAGGGAUCAGUUCUUAAUUUAUUAUCAAUGUACCUGUGUAAAAAGUUUGUGGAUUAUUAUUAUUCUUUGUUUUUCCCCUUUACCGUUUAUAUUCAACUCUUUCAAAAAAUAUAUUGUCUUUAUGCCCCCUUCACAUAAAAAAGAAAGAAAAAAAAACACCUCAGCUGUAGUUAUUCACACUUAUGUGCCAUUGUAUUUUCACCUGUUCUCCCUGUGUGUGAAGUGCUACUGUUUGAAACGAAUGAAAAGGCGACAACGCACUGCACCCGUGGCUUGAAAAUAAAAAAAUAUAUUUUUUCUUUUGGAAAAGUGUCGUUAAAGCGUAACGAACAUGGAUCCCCCUCCCUCCUCUUUUUUAUUCCACAUUUUGCGCACCUGAUCGUCAUAGUGCCGCAUAAUCGAUACAAAUAUGAAGGUUUCUUUUUGUCUAUCUUAAGUUGUCAGUGGGUUUAUGUUGUACCGGAGUUUUGUCUAGUUUACAACAUCGACAUCGUGUGGUUGAAAGUUUCAAUAAAAACAUUCAAAUGCUGUUUUUUUAGUGCAUCAAUCUAACAAAAAUAUUAAUUUGUCAAAUUUAAAACCAUCCGCAUGAAAGUUGAAAUCUUAUUCAGGUAAAAUAUUUUGUUCUUAAUUAUUAAAUCUCUAUUAAACUAGAGUGUUCAUAAAAUAAAUGUUGUAGUCGUUUUUUUGCUGUCCCACUCAGAAUAAAAUCAAAAUUGAUUCAAGCGCAAAUGUGAGAGUUAGGUUUAAAAAUGAAAGUGCAAUUUCUUCUGAAGUGGAUCCAAAAUAAGAUCCAACUUCUUUUAUGAAAUUAAAUUUUGAAGGAAAAAAAUUCAGAAAGCUGAAAAACAAAAGGAAAGUUACUGUCGGUCAGAGUGAGAAAAAGAAAAAAAAAACUCUUUCAACUGCACACUCAGUCAAGAGUUUAUCAAGACCAUAUCUGCAUUUGUAUAUCUUCUGAUUAAUGUUUAGCCCGCCUGGCGCUGGUGAAUAGGUGUAAACAUGAUACAAACUGUCUCAAUUGGUCCUCCUUAUUGCUCACCUGGCGCCUUGCGCGGGCAUAUCUUCCAUUUUAUUGCACGGAAGGCGACAAUGCGUCUGUAAUCUUCCCAUAAUGCGACGCCCCCAAGCGGCAGCAGCCGCGGCUUUAUGAACCCAAAAGGACCAAAGCGCAAACAGAGUGUAAGCGCAGGCGGUGAUGGACGGAUAAGAGAGGUUGACCAACAGUUUGACUUUGUCACAGGGCUGCUUAAAGUGUAAGAUAAGUUUUUUUUUCCUUAAAGCAAAGACAUGUUUUUUAGUCUGCGUGGAGGAUCAGCGCUUCUGUGCACCUUUCUGCCUUUCAGGCGCUCAAAAUAAAUUACAAUGUCAGGACAUCUAAUUAAAAACUGAAAUAAAGCAUUUUAAAUCCU